Messenger RNA from Alligator sinensis (Chinese alligator), 1806 nucleotides. RefSeq names its product RNA binding motif protein 45 (gene RBM45). The transcript has 9 exons. NCBI's taxonomy places the organism in Eukaryota, Metazoa, Chordata, Crocodylia, Alligatoridae. Bases 477 to 1532 code for a protein of 351 amino acids. The record is from RefSeq and is a predicted model, not a curated record. Gene Ontology annotation, cellular component: ribonucleoprotein complex. Gene Ontology annotation, molecular function: RNA binding.
GAGAGCAUCAACACAAAAUUGUUAAAUGUGGUUAGAAUCAUGGAUGGACUUCAAUAGCAGUACAUUUUGUUACUGCGGCACAUUCUUAGGGGGCAGCUAUGAUAGCAGCACUGCUGACAGUAAGCCAGGCCAGGCACUCUGUCCGUUCCCCUCUAUUCUACCUAAAAUGUACGAAGGAUUGUUCUCUCAGCUGGGUUCCUGGCUGGAGGGGCUUACACUGGUUGCAGUAGCAGGUAUUUUGUCAUGAAUGCUGAUACUAGACAGUCUUUUGUGCUUUUUAUUUCAGGAGUAGGGAAAAUAUGCAGAGCUUUUUGACAGCAUCCAGUUAUUUGUCUUGCUUAUCCAUGCAUGCAUUUGUCUCUUUGUCUGAUAGUUAAUGCUUUAUUUAAUUCUUCUGUUAGGUAUUAAUUGCGCAGUCUAGAGCUUCUGGAAGCCACCGAGAUGUUGAAGAUGAAGAACUUACACGAAUUUUUGUUAUGAUACCGAAGUCCUAUACGGAGGAAGAUUUGCGAGAUAAAUUUAAGAUAUAUGGAGAUAUUGACUACUGCAGCAUUAUUAAGAACAAGAACACAGGAGAAAGUAAAGGUUUGGGCUAUGUGAAGUAUAUAAAACCAUCUCAAGCUGCCCUGGCAAUAGAAGAGUGUGAUCGAAAUUACAGGGCCAUUUUGGCUGAACCUAGAAAAAAGCCAUGUGAAUCCUCUGAACAUGAAAAUUACAUUAGUUAUGGUAGUGCUGAGCAGGAAUCAAGAGGGAAUAUGUUUCCAUUUGGAGGGCAGACAGAAUUUUGCAGUUUUGAAAAAAAUGAGACCAGAAUUCAGAAAUCAGUCUCCAAACGCCUGUCAGUGGCAUCACGACUCCCCUUCAUAAAAGAGCAGCUGUUUACCCUCUUUGAUCUAGUUCCAGGGCUGGAAUACUGUGAUGUGCAGCGAGAUCCUCAUACUAACUAUGGGUAUGCUGUGAUUCAGUACAGCAGUGCAGCAUCAGCUGUAUAUGCUAAAUACAAGCUACAUGGUUUUGAAUACCCACCUGGAAAUCGGCUGGCAGUCGCUUUCCUUGAAGAUGGAAGUGAUGGAUCAGACCUUAUCAGAAAAAUGGCAACACAGUUGGUGACUGCACAAGUGUCCUCAGUGGUGUGGAAUAGUAAUCUAGUUAGUCAGCAGCACAGGACAUCUUCUGCUUAUGGAGAAAGUUCUGGCUCUCAGUUACUUCAGCCCCAAACAGAUGCUCUGCUUCCAUCACACAAAAAAAAAGCUCCACCUGAUACUUCUGUGAAGGAAAGGCUUUUUAUAGUGUUUAAUCCCCACCCUUUACCUGUACAUGUAUUUGAGGAUGUGUUUUGUCGGUUUGGACACCUUAUUGAGGUUUACCGUGUGCCAGGAAAAAAUGUAGGCUAUGCCAAGUUUUCAGACAGAACAAGCGCCAACAAUGCUAUAACUGCAUUACAUGGCAAGGUUGUGAAUGGCGUCAGACUUAAAGUAAGACUGGCAGAUUCACCUACAGAAGAGUCCAACAAACGUCAGAGAACUUAUUGACACAGUGGAGCAGAGAUUAAAUAAUGACCUGACCUCCAACUGACUGACUGAAAAUGUGACUAGAUGACUUGACACGAUUCCUGUGGACACUGACAGCUUUUUAUACUGUUGUUAAUUGUUGUUUGUAUAAAACAUUUUCUGUUUCAAAAUUGAAAUGGAGACAUGGUAUAAAUUUAAAUUAGUCAACCUUUUAGCUGUAAACUCAUAAGUUUUUUGUAUUAGAGAAAUAAAUAAAAAGUUUGUUUCACUAAAUCAUGCCUCUAAUAUGGAAAUA